GAGCACGCGGAGUUCCUCACACUCGAAGGGCCCGGACCUCUCUCUCAUGGCUGGCAAGUGGCUUGGCCCAUGAUAAAUCAUCUCUCAAACGUCUCCCUUCCAUUACCCGGGUCUAGAAGGGGUUGGCUCCUGAAAAAACGACUAUAUAUCGGCCAUCUCGUCCUCAUCCCCCUUUCGAACCAAGAUCGCCCAUCCUCCUUCAACAAUCAUAGCACAGCCUCACUGAUCCCUUGAGAGAACACAUCUUUGCUCCAAAAAGGCCAGGCUGUCGAGCUCUCUAUCCCUCCAAUUCCCUGUGCUUCCUUCCGUCCCUUCUCACACACACAUCACCAUGGCUCCCAGUGCAACCAACGGCGUCAACGGUGGCGGCGCGAAGCGUCCCAUCAAGAUUGCCGGCUGCUCAGGAGGUGUCUACGACCGCAAGCGCGCCAUCCACGACAUGGCCAAGAACGAAGACGUCGACGUCAUCACCGGCGACUGGAUGAGCGAGUGCAACAUGACCCUCCGCGGCUCCGACAAGCGCGACAACCUCGCCCAGAAGGCCAUGACCUCGGGCUCCACCGUCGUCGCCAAGGGCUACGAGCCUUACUUCCUCGACGAGCUCGACCCGGCCAUCCCCUGGCUGGCGAAGCGCGGUGUCAAGGUCGCCGUGAAUGCCGGCGCCAGUGACGUCCACGGUCUGGCCGCCGCCGUCAGGGAGCUCAUUGCCAAGCACGGCGUCGAUCUCAAGGUCGGUGUCGUGGAUGGCGAUGAUGUUACCGAUGCGGUGCUCGACUUGUACAAGAAGGGCGAGCCGUUCUACAACCUCCCCGCCAACAAGGCCAUCCAGGACUGGGGCUACGACCCUAUCUGCGCCCAGUGCUACCUCGGCGGCACCGGCAUCGCCGAGUGCUUCAAGGCCGGCGCUGACAUUGUACUCUGCGGUCGUGUCGCCGACGCUUCCGUCACUGUCGGCGCUGCCAUGUGGUGGCACGGCUGGACCCGGGACAACCUCGACGAGCUGGCGAGCGCUCUGAUGGUCGGCCACAUCAUCGAGUGCAGCACUUACGCCACCGGCGGGUACUACUCCGGCUUCAAGAGCCUGGGUGACAACGACACUGACAUGGGAUACCCCAUCGCUGCUGUCGACGAAAAGGGCGACGCCGUUAUCACCAUGGAGAAGGGCAAGCAUGGUCUGGUCAAUAUCCAGACCGUUGCCAGCCAGCUCCUCUACGAGAUCCAGGGCCCUCUCUACUACAACUCGGACGUUACCGCCCAGAUCGACAACAUCGUCCUGACACAAGUCGGCGAGAACGCCGUCCACAUGUCUGGCGUCAAGGGUCUCCCUGCUCCUUCAACAACCAAGAUCGGCAUCACCGCCAAGGGAGGCUGGCAAGCCGAAUUCCACUUCUACCUCACCGGCCUCGACAUCGCCGAAAAGGCCGCCAUGGUGGAGCGCCAAACCAAGGCCCUGAUGGGCGAGCACAUCAGCCGCUUCUCCUGCCUCAAGUUCAUGGUCGCCGGCUCCGUGCCCGAGAACCCCGAGUCGCAGGAAGAAGCGACGGUGGACAUGCGCAUCUUCGCCCAGACGCGCGACCCGGACCUGCUCUCGGGCAACUCCUUCGUCGACUCGGACCGCGGCUCCUUCGCGCGCUUCUGCAUCGAGAACCUCCUGCAGGGCUACCCGGGCAGCACCAUGGCCCCGGACAUGCGCACCGCCAUCGGCCGCCCCUUCUUCGAGUACUGGGUCUCCCUCCUCCCGCAGUCCUUCGUCAAGGAGACCGCCCACCUGCCCGACGGCUCCGUCGUCGAGGUCCCCACCCCGACCAACACCCGCGAGUACCCGCGCGAGCAGCCCGACCUGCCCGUCACCCUGCGCCCCGUCGACCUGGCCUCCUUCGGCCCCACCACCCGGGGCCCGCUCGGCUGGGUCGUCCUGGGCCGCUCCGGCGACAAGAGCUCCAACGCCAACCUCGGCCUCUUUGUCCGCCACGCCGACGAGUGGGAUUGGCUCCGCACCAUGCUCACCACCGCCAAGCUCCGCGAGCUGCUGGGCAAGAACGAAACCGGGAAGCAGAUUGACCGCUUCGAGUUCCCCAACAUCCUCGCUGUGCACUUCCUCCUCAAGGACCAUCUGGACCGCGGCUUCAACUCCACCAGCUCGUUUGACAGCUUGGGCAAGAACCUUUGCGAGUAUAUCCGCUGCAAGCAUGUGGAUAUUCCCAACAAGUUCCUCGAGAGGGGCCGUAUUUAGAUGGGGGGGCCGGGGCAUGUAGUCCCGUCGUUGUAUGAUGGAAUGAGAACACACAAAAUCAGACAGAAUGUAGUUCAGCCU
This is a messenger RNA of Sodiomyces alkalinus F11, 2314 nucleotides long. RefSeq names its product DUF1446-domain-containing protein. NCBI's taxonomy places the organism in Eukaryota, Fungi, Ascomycota, Sordariomycetes, Glomerellales, Plectosphaerellaceae. The coding region runs from base 332 to 2233 and encodes 633 amino acids. The record is from RefSeq and is a predicted model, not a curated record. The transcript has 5 exons.